Rhinichthys klamathensis goyatoka is the source of this 2310-nucleotide messenger RNA. RefSeq names its product mitochondrial translational initiation factor 2 (gene mtif2). The coding region runs from base 151 to 2274 and encodes 707 amino acids. Lineage: Eukaryota; Metazoa; Chordata; Actinopteri; Cypriniformes; Leuciscidae. The transcript has 14 exons. Gene Ontology annotation, biological process: translational initiation. The record is from RefSeq and is a predicted model, not a curated record. Gene Ontology annotation, molecular function: GTPase activity; GTP binding; translation initiation factor activity.
GUCUGCGCAAUACAUUGUGGGAUACACUGUCAUGGCGGCGCCCAUACAGCAGAAAUGACAUCUGACUUGAGAUAUUAUUUGCUUAAACUGAUUAUCUUUUCGUCUCUGCUUUCCUUUCUGUAUACUGAAUGAAUUCAGCGAAAAUCUGCAAUGAAGCGGAUAUCAGGCUUGAUUGGCAGGACUGCGUGGUCCUGUUGGCAUCAUGGGAGUCCAUGUCUUCCCCCUGCCUGGGUCCCUGGACCCCCGUCGUCCACCUGUCUUCAGGUCCGACACCUGGCUGCAAAACAGAAUAAGGGCCAAUUCAAAGGUGAGAAGUUCAAAUCGAAACCAGUGAAGCCAGAGAAACAACAGAAGCAGGAGGUGGAGAUCAAACAGAGGAUGACUGUGGCUGAACUCGCCAAGGCCAUGAAUAAAGACAUUGAUCACGUCUAUGAAGCCCUGCUCAACACAGAAGUCGAUCUGGACGAGUUGGAGCCCGACACACUGCUGGAGGAGAAAUGGAUAAAAGAGGCAGUAAAGAGAUCGGGAAUGAAACACAAAUGGGCCAAACUGGUUGAAACCAAAGUCAGAGAAAACAAAGAUAUCCAGAAAACGCCUCCCCCAGAUCCCGCUCAGUUAGUCCCUCGAGCUCCAGUGGUGACCAUCAUGGGUCAUGUAGACCAUGGAAAGACCACCCUUCUGGACAGCCUGAGGAAGAGUCAGAUCGCUGCUCAGGAGGCGGGAGGAAUCACACAACACAUCGGAGCCUUCCGGGUUCAGCUGCCCUCGGGUGAAAAGAUCACUUUUCUGGACACACCUGGUCAUGCAGCGUUUUCUGCCAUGCGGGCGCGUGGAGCCAUGGUCACUGAUAUCGUCAUCCUGGUGGUGGCAGCCGAUGACGGUGUGAUGAAACAGACAAUUGAGUCCAUACAGCAUGCAAAAAAAGCCAAAGUGCCGAUCGUCAUCGCUGUGAAUAAAUGUGAUAAACCUCAGGCUGACCCGCACCGUGUGAAAGAGGAGCUUGUAGGACAUGAAGUAGUCUGUGAGGAGUUUGGUGGGGAAAUACAGGCCAUCCAUGUGUCUGCAUUAAAGGGGGAUAAUCUAUUACAGCUGGCUGAAGCCACGGUGGCACUGGCAGAGGUCCUGGAGCUGAAGGGUGACCCCACAGGCCUGGUAGAAGGGACGGUCAUCGAGAGCCGCACAGACAGAGGCAGAGGGCCUGUCACCACGGCCAUCAUCCAGCGUGGCACUCUGAGGAAGGGCUGUACGCUGGUGGCAGGAAAGUGCUGGGCUAAAGUGCGCUUCAUGUUUGAUGAGCACGAUCAGGAUGUGUGUGAGGCCGGGCCCAGCAUCGCUGUGGAGAUCGUGGGUUGGAAAGAUCUUCCCUCUGCUGGUGAGGAGAUCCUGGAGGUGGAAUCAGAGCAAAGGGCCCGUGAGGUGGUGGAGUGGCGCAGCUACAUGGAAGAGCAGGACAAGCUGAAAGAAGACCAGCAGGUCAUCGAAGCCAAGCAGAAGCAGCAUGACGACAGCUACAAGAGAGAGCGGGAGAGCAUGGCCCAUCUCUCCUGGAGACAGAGGAGGGCGGCCAUGUACCGGGCCAACAAACACAAACUCAUCCACCGGGCCAGUGAGAAAACUGACAUGGAGGAACUCACGCUGCCCGUGAUCAUCAAAGGGGAUGUUGACGGCUCAGUGGAGGCUAUUUUGAACAUCCUGGAAAGUUAUGAUGCUGAUGACCAGUGUCAGUUGGAUGUGGUACAUUUUGGUGUGGGCGACAUCACAGAAAAAGACAUCACCUUGGCAGAGACGUUCUCAGGCAUCAUAUAUGGUUUCAAUGUUGAUGCAAAUAAAUCGAUUCAGCAGAUGGCUGCUAAGAGGGACAUUCCCUUACGAUUACACAGAGUCAUCUACAAACUCAUAGACGAACUGAAAGACGACUUGAGCAGCAAACUGUCCCCAACCACUGAAGAAAAUAUCGUUGGCGAGGCCUCAGUUCUGGCCACGUUUGAUGUGACGGUCGGGAAAAAGAAGAUCCCAGUGGCUGGCUGUAGAGUUCAGAAGGGCCUUCUGGACAAAAAGAUGAAAUUUAGACUUAUUCGAGGAAGAGAGAUUCUCUGGGAAGGAUCACUGACAACAAUGAAACAUCUGAAGGAUGAUGUUCAGACGGUGAGGACAGGCAUGGAAUGUGGCCUUUCUUUAGAUAAUGACGAGCUACAAUACAAACCCGGGGAUGAAAUAGUUUGUUACACCGAAUCUGAGUUGAAACAGAAAAUAUCUUGGGAUCCAGGAUUUUAAGGGACUGCAGUUGGCGCAUCAGUAUACUGUACUGUA